GCGAGCGCGCAGCCGGAGCUGUCCCUGGGACUUAGUGCUGAAGUAGGCGCCGGCGAACCAGGCGCCUGGUGUAGUGGCCAGAGAAGACCAUGGCGUUCAUGGUGAAGUCCAUGGUGGGUGGCCAACUGAAGAACCUCACCGGGAGCCUGGGGGGCGGCGAGGACAAGGGGGACGGAGACAAGUCUGCAGCCGAAGCACAGGGGAUGAGCCGAGAAGAGUACGAAGAGUAUCAGAAGCAACUGGUGGAGGAGAAGAUGGAGCGGGAUGCACAGUUCACACAGAGGAAGGCAGAACGCGCCACACUGCGGAGUCACUUCAGAGACAAAUACCGUCUGCCCAAGAAUGAGACAGAUGAAAGCCAGAUCCAGCUGGCAGGUGGAGAUGUGGAGCUGCCUCGGGAGCUAGCCAAGAUGAUCGAGGAGGACACGGAGGAAGAGGAGGAUAAGGCCUCUGUGCUUGGGCAGCUGGCCAGCCUCCCCGGCUUGGAUCUCAGCUCACUCAAGGACAAGGCUCAGACUACACUAGGGGACCUCAAGCAAUCAGCUGAGAAGUGCCAUAUCAUGUGACCACUUCCCCUGGGGUUACCUCUGGGAUGGCUAGAGGGUUGGUGCCAUGUGAGGGCUAAGAGAGUGUCUCAACUUCCACAUACCUCCACUCUAUUUUGGCCUUUGUUCUUCCCUGCCCUAGCCUAGCCUCACAGUCUUUUCAUCCAAGGCCAGCUCUGGCUCUGAUCGCUCCCUCUUUGUUGUCAGCAAAGUUCCCCUUCUUCCCUCUUUCCCUCUUUUGCCUGGAAAGUUUCCCAAGUCGAUAAGAUUAGCCCAACCCUCUCUGGGUACAGCCCCCUGUUCUUUCACACUAGAGCACUCACAGAAAGAAACAGAAGCCCUGGAUCAUUCACCAUAGACGCAUACUGGCACACACAGACACACACAUCCCUUGGGUUCCUAGCCCCUCCCAGAUACCAGCACCUAGGAGGGACUCUGGGCACACAGAAGGCCUGUUCUUAUCCCUACCUUAUGGUCCUAGAAGCUGCUGCUGGGCUUUACGGUAUCAUCUGUGAAAUGGGGAUGGACUGAGUGAUUUCUAAAAUUCUUUCCCAAUUGGCAUUCCCGACCACUCAGAACAGAGCCCACAUCCCUUCUUGGGCAGGGCAGCAGCUGCACACAGCGUCACACAGCUGCCACUGUGGGCUCUGGGAACUGAGCAAUGCUGUGUGAGGGGCAGAGUGCCAGGGAUGGAGCUGGCACUGAACAGUAGCUCAAGCAGCUCCAGACCUUCUCUGGGCCUAGGGCCGGGCCAAAUUCUGUUCUGUUCCUGUAGAAUUCUCUGGAUUCCAUAGUUGGAAUUUCCUCUUCUCGUUCAGUGGAAAAUAAAAAUUCCAAAUGACAUGGCUAUCUUCCCACUUCUGCUGACUCGGAGUUCCCAGGCCCCAAGCCUGCCCUUGGAGGGGUAUCCUCUGCCUCUUUGCCUGCAGCUUCAGAGGGCUCUGGGAGAUGAACAAAGAGAGGGGACUUCUGUGGGACUCUAUAGCGCCAGCCCCUGUAUGCGUGCCCUCUCUGGGCUGCAGGUGAAGCCUCGACGAGGGAGCAGAUGCGCUUUGGGCAGGAUGAGGCAAGUCUAAGCACCAAGAGUUUGAUGUGACAGGCUUUUGGGUAAGGUGGGGCCUUAGGGUGUUUCCUGAGAUUAAAGAAAAGGGCUCUCUCUCAUACUUGUCCCUCGAUUAAGAUGGAGAAUGAGACAGAGAGGAGAAAGGGUUCAUUGUGCUUCAGCCUGGCUCUGCUGUGUGUCCUUAAGUAGGUCUCUAAGCCUGUGUUGCUCCUGGUAAAAUGAAGAGUUCCUGUCCCCAAUAAUAACAGUAUGUGUUUCAAAGA
Psammomys obesus (fat sand rat) is the source of this 1871-nucleotide messenger RNA. RefSeq names its product complexin 3 (gene Cplx3). Bases 90 to 566 code for a protein of 158 amino acids. Gene Ontology annotation, cellular component: terminal bouton; SNARE complex. The transcript is spliced from 3 exons. The record is from RefSeq and is a predicted model, not a curated record. Gene Ontology annotation, molecular function: syntaxin binding. Gene Ontology annotation, biological process: regulation of neurotransmitter secretion; synaptic vesicle exocytosis; neurotransmitter transport. Lineage: Eukaryota; Metazoa; Chordata; Mammalia; Rodentia; Muridae.